Messenger RNA from Anopheles bellator, 1991 nucleotides. RefSeq names its product proton-coupled folate transporter-like. Bases 422 to 1876 code for a protein of 484 amino acids. Gene Ontology annotation, molecular function: transmembrane transporter activity. Lineage: Eukaryota; Metazoa; Arthropoda; Insecta; Diptera; Culicidae. The record is from RefSeq and is a predicted model, not a curated record. The transcript is spliced from 5 exons. Gene Ontology annotation, biological process: transmembrane transport. Gene Ontology annotation, cellular component: membrane.
AUUAUCAGUGAUAAGAGCCGAUGUCAAUGUAUCUUUAAUACGCGAAUUUCCCUAGUCACUGUUUUGAAGAGCAUGCGCGAAAUGCUCAAACCUAGUUACCGUCGUCAGUGGCGAUUGUUGUGCGAGCUGGACGAGAGUCCGCGAUAGCAACGAUCGUGGAUCUUUUUCGCUUGUUAGCAAGAACCGUAGCGGAAGCUGAGCAAAAGAGACGACAAUGUCGCAGAUCUAGGCUCUUUGUUUACGCAGUGUUUUAGUCAUCGCCGAGGGUCGAACGAGUUGAAUUGUGCGCGGAAAUGCGAUAGUGCCUGGAAGCGAAACCUUGAAGAAAUGCGGAAAUACGAGUAGAAUAAGCUGGUUGGUUUGCGUUCUUGAUAUUUUUGUUGUUCCGAGUUUUGUGUUGUUCCGAGUUCCAAGUGUUAAAAUGGACGAAAACGAGAUAGACUCCCGUGAGGAAGGUUCCCGGCUAGAAGGUGCGGAGACGAGCAGCGAGUCGUUUAUUCCGAAACGAGCCUUAACCAUAGAACCAGCUAUUCUUUUAAUAUUUUUCGCCUGGAAUGUUUCAGCCGCCGUGUUCGCUAAUCAGAUCGUAUAUCAGACGUGCACCGUCGCCUUUGGGAAGAACGAAUCUUUAUGCGCGAUGCUCGGCACGGAAAAUGAAACGGAAGCAAUCCAACAACUGGAAAAGGAGGUCCAACCGUACUCGUCCAACAUUCUAAUGGCAAAAUCUCUAGUCGAAUCGAUUAUACCAGCACUGUGUAGUAUGCUGAUUGGUCCGUGGUCUGAUCGAUAUGGUCGCAAACCGGUGCUCGUUUCGUGUUUCACUGGAAUAUCCUUGUCGUAUGGCUCUGUUGCGUUAAUCAGUUUUCUUUCUAUGCGAUUUUCCGUCAACCCGUGGUACUACGUUUUAGCCUCGAUCACGACCGCUCUGUCCGGUGGCACUUGUGCUCUUAUAACAAUUUCGUACUGCUACAUGACUGACAUCACCACCGAAAGUAAUCGUGCAAUGAAAAUGUCGUUCUUGGAGGCUGCAGUAUUCACUGGUCUGCUGGGGGGAACAUUGAGCAGUAGCUACAUACUGAGCUGGACGAAUGCCUGUACUGUAUUUACGAUAGCAGCCACCGCAGUAUUUUUGGGAUUAGUUUAUGUAAUAUUUUACGUCGAGGAAAGCAUCAAACCGGACGAGCUGGGUACAGCGGAUAAUAAGCUGCGUGAACUGUUUCGAUGGGAUUUGGUGUCGGAACUCGCGCAAACUUGCUUAAAACGACGGCCAAACUAUGACCGUCUCAUCAUUUGGUUCGUGAUAUCUGCGCUAGCAAUCAAUAUUCUUGCGAUGGAUGGCACGCAAACCGUUUAUCUUCUGUUUCUACGUGAACAAUUUGGGUGGACGGUUAAGGAGUACUCCUUCUACGAUGCCACCAGCAUCGCUUGUAUCAUUUUUGGUAACACAGCAGGACUGUACAUCAUACGGAGGGUAUUCCGCCCGUCAGAAACUGUACUCGCGGCGAUCGGUUUCUGUUCUUAUGCGAUCAGCAGUGCAAUUCAUGGCAUCGCUACGGUAUCAUGGCAACUUUACCUAGCCAUAGGGCUAUCCUUCAUGAAAGGAAUCGCUGGUCCCAUGAGUCGGACUGUUAUAUCGAAUACGGCACCGCCGCAUGAUAUUGGCAAGAUCUUUUCAUUAACAACUUCGAUCGAAUCUCUUACACCGCUCGCAUCGGCACCGUUGUACAACUAUGUCUAUAAGAGUACCUUAUCCUGGUACCCUGGAGCAUUUAAUCUGAUCUCGGCUGUCUUCUACUUCAGUUGUUUUUGCAUAAUGAUAUUCGUAAGAAUUUUCCAGAGUAUGCACCAGUCAACAACCUACACGUCGAUUCAUUAGGUCAUUCACGAGAUUUUAAUCGUUACAAAAUAGGAAGAUUUGUACGACAUGCUUCCAUGCACAGGGAAAAAUUAUAGAAAAUAACAGUAGUUUCGUAGUUGAUAUUAUUGAAAAG